ACCGUGUCCUCUUCAAAGUAGAUAGAAAUGUUUCUCUCGUACAUAACUCGUAGGUAGUUCUUGUGGUAAGUAAGUACCACACGGUCGACAUCACAACGACAAUCUAUUCCUUAUCAUCUGCGCGCUUCGAAAUCUUCUCAAGAAUCCGAUUUAAGGAUAAUUCGUUCCUCGUAUCGAUCUCGUCGUGUAAUAAUAUAAAAAAAAAAUAAACAUGACGUUAUUACCACCAACGGUGGAACAACAAAGACGAAUCAAUGAGGAAAUUCCUCCGGAUCCAGAAAUGAGGAAGAGAGAUAUCAUCGCGAUUCGAGAAUGGCUUUCGAAACAAUUGCAUUUGCCAAAUCAUAUGGACGAUAACAGGUUAGAAAAUUUUCUUUUUGGUUGCAAAAAUAGUGUCGAACGUUGCAAACUCAUUCUCGAAAGAUAUUUUAGCGUUCGCACAGCUUUGCCAGAAUUUUUUGCCACUCGCGAUCCACUUUCACAGGAAGUACAAGAUUGUUGCGACGCCAUACAAUAUUUUGUAUUACCGUCUCUAACUGUAGAAGGUUAUCGAGUUACAAUCUUGAGAUUAAACGAUACAGAUAUAGACAAAUUCUCAGUUCAAGCGAUAUCGAGAAGAAUUUUAAUGGUACAGGAUAUUCGUUUAAUAGAAGAACCUUCUUUAUCCAAUGUCAUGGUCAUAGAUCUCGAGGGAUUUACCGCAGUACAUCUUGCUAAAUGCAGUCCAACGCAAACAAUAGUAAGGCGAGCAAUGUUGGCGAUACAAGAUAGUAUGCCUAUGAGACUUUACAGGGUUCAUUUUUUACACGCACCAAAUUUUAUCACCAAUAUUCUUAAUCUAUUUUAUCCAUUGCUCAAAGAAAAAUUAGUGGACAAGUUUCGCGUACACACGGGAGGUGGAGAAGAAUUAUAUUCGUACAUGGAUCAAGAAAUAUUACCAAACGAAUGGGGAGGCAAAGCUGGCACCUUUGCGGAAUUAAAUGAUGCGUGGAGGAAGAAAAUCGAGAGAAACAGAGAUUGGUACUUGAGAGAGGAGAAACUCAGUCGUACGAAUGAGAGCGUUCGUUUGCCAGGAACGAAACCUUCCGGUCUUUUCUUGGAACUCGAUGGCGUUCAAGGUUCUUUCAGAAAACUAAAUAUUGAUUAAAAUAUUCAACCAAGUUGGAUUCAACGAUGAGAUGAGAAGAAUAUCCAUGACAAUAAAACAUGAUAAUAUAUGUACAUGUAUGUGUGUGUGUGUGUGUGUGCGUGCAUACGUAAACAAAUAAUAUUAGCGUUAUUGUAAAUUACGAGUACAUAUUUUCAACCGUGAUCUCGGUAUUUAUACAAAUAUUAUAUAAACAAUAUAUAUAUAUAUAUAUAUACGUAUAUAAAAUGUCUAUAAAUUUUGUAAUUAUUUCUAAAGAUCAUCGAAUGUUAUUCUACGAUAUAUUCCUUCGUUAAUUUUCUUUUCAACUCUUAUUAACAAAUUUUAUAAUUAUAACCUA
Vespula vulgaris is the source of this 1487-nucleotide messenger RNA. RefSeq names its product alpha-tocopherol transfer protein-like. Gene Ontology annotation, cellular component: membrane. The record is from RefSeq and is a predicted model, not a curated record. Lineage: Eukaryota; Metazoa; Arthropoda; Insecta; Hymenoptera; Vespidae. The transcript has 7 exons. Gene Ontology annotation, molecular function: phosphatidylinositol bisphosphate binding. Bases 212 to 1147 code for a protein of 311 amino acids.